This is a messenger RNA of Phytophthora sojae, 753 nucleotides long. RefSeq lists its product as hypothetical. The record is from RefSeq and is a predicted model, not a curated record. NCBI's taxonomy places the organism in Eukaryota, Oomycota, Peronosporomycetes, Peronosporales, Peronosporaceae. The coding region runs from base 1 to 753 and encodes 250 amino acids. The transcript is spliced from 7 exons.
AUGCCGGCGGCGGAUCUACUGCGCGACUACGAGCUGCUGCUAGUGCGCAAGCACCGCUUCGCGCUGGCGGACAUCGUGGUCUGUAUGCAGCGCGUCGUGCAAGACCUUCAGCAGCUGCAGCGCCGUCUGCAGCGUGCAGUGAGCCUCGUGCCUUCGUUCCUGGGGGAAACGGAGCUCAGAACACUCUUGUCGGCGUUGCAAGAAUUCUGGAUCUGGAUGCAGCAUCUGGCCAAAUUCCUGGACGAAGCGGGGCAAGUACUGCAGAACUCGCACUCGAGGCGAGUGGGGCAGUACGAGAAGGCCAUUGAGCAGUUCACGGACGACUUCAAGUUAGCUCUGGAAGAUGAGCAUUUGAAACGCGCUAGGCAGCUUCACUUUGAUAUCGAGACGAUCGAGACGUCGAUGUCGACAAUGCUGCUACCACAUUUUGAGAUCUGUCGGACGAUCACCACCGCCAAUGCGCAGGUGCAGCCGACUAGAUCAUUGUUUUCGAGAGCCGACUGCGACGACAUCGAUGCUUUUGUGCAGACAGCGGCAAAAUUGAAGAGUGGUGGCAUCACAUUCCGCAGUGUGCUCCAGCAUGCUCAGGAGUUUUUGAAGCGGCUGACAUUGUUUGAGCAAGCUGCAAAAAAGGAUGCAUUUUUGGUUUGUUCCAGCGCGUUGAAGCUGCAAUUCCGCGAGUCGCUCGACCAGGAACUGUUCCUCGCGUACGUCAAUGAUUGGGGCACCAAGCGCAAGGCACUACAGGUUUGA